Molecule: messenger RNA, 1213 nt
Organism: Talpa occidentalis (Iberian mole)
Lineage: Eukaryota; Metazoa; Chordata; Mammalia; Eulipotyphla; Talpidae
Gene: MPIG6B
Product: megakaryocyte and platelet inhibitory receptor G6b
Exons: 6
Coding region: 4-726 (240 amino acids)
Biological process (GO): platelet formation; integrin-mediated signaling pathway; megakaryocyte development
Cellular component (GO): plasma membrane
Source: RefSeq, a predicted model, not a curated record
GCCAUGGCCCUGUUUCUGCAGCUGCUGCCGCUGCUGCUGUCGAGGGCCCAGGGCGAGCCCGCGGCCUCACUGGACGGCAGUCCCGGGGACCGGGUGAAUCUCUCCUGCAUAGGGGUCUCGCAUCCGAUCCGUUGGGCCUGGGCGCCUAGCUUCCCCACCUGCAAGGGCCUGUCCAAAGGACGCCGCCCGAUCCUGUGGGCCUCGGCGAGCGGGAUCCCCACGGUGUCUCCCCUCCAGCCCUUUGCUGGCCGCCUACGAGCCCUGGACCCUGGUAUUCGGAGGCUAGAGCUGCUCCUGAGCGCAGGGGACUCGGGCACUUUUGUCUGCAGAGGCCGCCACGAGGACGAGAGCCGUUUGGUGCUUCACGUGCUGGGGGAUGGCCCCGAAUGCAGGGCUCCCGGCCAUUCCCGGGGGUCCGUGUAUCCCCUGAUCCUGAUCCUGCUGCUGGGCGCUGGGCUGGUGCUGGGACUCGGAGUCUUGGGCGUGGUCUGGUGGCUCCGCAGGCGCUCGCCCCCGCACCCGCUUCCACCACGCCCCAGCUUUGCUCCACUUGCGAAAGCCGAGUCCCAGAGGCCGGUAAAGGAGAACCCUAAGCUGCCCGAGGACCUGGACCAGGAGCCGAGCCUGCUCUACGCAGACCUGGACCACAUGGCCCUCAGAAGGCCCUGCAGGUUGUCCCCAGUGGUCCCUACUGAUGCCUCCACCAUCUAUGCAGUUGUGGUUUGAAGAGAAGCCCAUUCUCCAAACUUUGAAAACUGGGGGCUCCAGUUCUGCAUAAGCCCCCUCUACUUCUUGGCCCCUCACCCAGAAAAAGAAGGGACCAUGGGAUAGAAACGAGCACUAGACUAGGAGUCAGGAACUCCCAAACUCUCUCUGCUACUGAUCUUGCUCCUCCAGUUACCCCAUCUCUCCUUUCAUUUCAUGUCAUCUUCCCCAUUGGUGUCCCCUCUAAACCUGACCCAGUCCUGUCUCCCCAUCUUAACACACCAUCUCCCAGAGGGUUGCCUUAUCUCUUCCCUUCCCCCCACAGUCAAGCUUUUUGAAUCAGGGGUCACACCUGUCUCUUUCAUUUCCACGUCACUCCCAUUACUCACUGAAACUGCUCAUCCGAUCUCAGUGAGGUCACCAGGGAUAUCCUAAUGACCACACCCCGUAACAUCUUUUUAGCAUUUAUCUGAGCUUGUCCUUUGAUUACUCUGUACUUCAAGUUCUG